This is a messenger RNA of Actinia tenebrosa (Australian red waratah sea anemone), 2009 nucleotides long. RefSeq lists its product as uncharacterized. Gene Ontology annotation, molecular function: oligosaccharide binding; extracellular matrix structural constituent. The record is from RefSeq and is a predicted model, not a curated record. Lineage: Eukaryota; Metazoa; Cnidaria; Anthozoa; Actiniaria; Actiniidae.
GAAAGUGCUGGUUAUCAUGUCUGAGAACUAACAUUCUGUGCUAUUUCGGAUUUAACGAAGACAGCGAUUCUACGAUUUGUGACAAGUUUUCAAAGCACGCUGUUAGAACGAACGAUGGAAUUGAAGCCUUCUCUAAACGAUAUUGUGGCUUUUGUACUCCUCGUUACUGUCAUAGUCAUGGAGGUGCAAAUCAGUUCCCAGCAGCACUUCUUCUCGAGCGAUUAUUAUCCAGAAGAAAACUCCAACGGCUACGCGUUGAAAAAUUCCGCUUACAAGUCCUUCAGCACCGCAAGCUACGCGACAUGUCUGCUGGCCUGUGAAGCAGACAUGACUUGUAUGAGCCUAAACUUUCUCAUGUCAACCAGUACAUGUGAUCUGAACACACAGACCAAGGAGUCUACACCACGAUAUUUUAUAGAAAGACAUAACAGUAUCUAUUCCAUCAACCCUUCUGGAAGAAUAAUAUUAAAGAAAGGAACAAAAGACAAACCUGCCAAGUCUUGUCUAGAUGUAUUGAACAGCGGCGCUUCAGCUGGGACAGGCGAGUACUGGUUAGACCCAGCCAACACAGGGAGCCCAAUACAAGCUUACUGUGACAUGACAACAGAUGGGGGUGGAUGGACUGUGGUCUCGAAGUUAGUCCAGCCAAGCAACACUGCAUUGCCUGUUCUCAAGUCAUCCACCUAUGAGGUCAUCAAAGAAUACAACAGAACAGAUGUAAAAGUUAAGGCUUCGGGAGCCGCCAUGUUGGAUAUCAAGGACAAGAUGGGAUUCCACCAGAUUCAUUUCUAUUGUCACAAGAAAUCCGUGGGUCGAGUAGUGAGCAUAAUGACGAAGAAGAACAACGCUGGACAAGCUGUAAUAAGCUUCUUUACAGAACCAGGUGUAGCUUCAGUACGCCCUGCUGCUUGUGGUUCGUUCGAUAGACUGCCUGAUGACACGUCGAUUCUUAGCAAAAAAUGCAGUGAAUGGGGUGAUACUUCGAACGAUGAGUGGGGAACAUCGUGCUGUAUGGGUCCAUAUAGAAUGGCUAAUAUGGUUUGUCACACAAGUCGAAAACACGGUUUCGAAUUUGAAGAUUAUUAUUCCUGCGACAAUGAAGUUCCGGAUGACACUAGUAAUGCAGUGCCACCCGAUGUGAAUGACACUUGGCAAAUAUCUGUGCGCUGAUUAUAACACUCGAUCGAUCAACACUGCUGUCACAGCUAGGGAUAAGAAAAUUAGUAUCAUUAAUCUCAGUCGAACAUCACUAUUCUUGUUUUUGGUAUAAUAUUUGAUUCGGAAAGGAUGAAAUAUGAAAUUUGCUUUGCAAUAUCAAACUUUUCCCCAUACAUUUUGGACAGUUUGCUAUUGGUGACCGGAAUAUAAAACAUAUAUAAGCCGUAGAAUGCUUUACUUCUCGUAGCACAUAGAAUAUCCCACGCAUCCCUUGUAAUUGCUUCUUUCAAUCCGCCGCUUCGUGCUUACUUUUGAACAUUCGAUGCUGAAUUCGGCAGCGCAUGUGAACUUAAAUAAGAACUAAAGAUGGUUGAUUCUCACUAGAGAUGCAUUUUCUUUCUCCUGCUUGUCUUGAUUACAUAUAUCCUUCAUAAUCGGUUACCAGCGAAACUAGGCUUAAAAACUCUAUUGAAGCAAGCGCCUACUAUUUAAUUGAACCGCCUCCACUACACUGUAAGUAAUGUAGUUAGGCACAACCAUAUCCCGUUUCGGGGGGGUCAACGUUGUCAAGAUCACGUGAUAACAGUGCCUUACAAUGUAUUUCAUUGAUUGUUUGACGAUGUAAUGACAGCCAAUAAUUGACACCAAUCACAAAUAUUAUAAGUUAGAAAACUGUAUACAGUACUGUUUAGGACUAUGGUCGAAAUAAAUCAAAAAUGCGUGGAUUCAACUAGAGAUCAGAAUGAAUUGUCUUCAAAAAUAUUUAACCGAAAAUUGAGAUACUAUGUGAAUGUUUUUAACUAAAAGGCAUUUACAAAAUAUUGACAAAAUGUAAUCUUAAGACCUUUAAA